CAAACACGGGCGAGCAGAUGGAUUUCAUGUAUUGUGAGGUAGAGAAAGCUGGUGUUGAUAGAGAGAUGGAUUGUUCCUCUUCCUCGGGGUGAAUGGAAUAUCGGCGUGCGCUGAGCGUGCACGGUUACUGUAGGAGGAGUGCUGCAGCUGAGGGCGGUCAUUCUAAUCAUCGUUGCGAUCUGCUCUGUUUCUUUUAAAGAGGAAUACCAUGCCACAGCCGUCAAGCAAUGAAAAACUACCGGUUGUCAACAACUUCCUGGAGACGGCUCAGGACACGAUGAGGGGUCUGUACUUCGCUGACGGGAAGCGGAAGGUGGACUAUGUGCUGGUUUACCACUACAGGAGACGCUCGUCCCUGCACGGCUCCCCCGGUCAGCAGCACAGGCUCUCCAUCAUCUCCAACGGCAGCUUCCACAUCCCGCUCCCCAUGGUGAAGGACACACCGAGGCCGCGGGGGGAGCAGGAGGUGGCGGUGGACAUGGGGCCGUGCGACCCCGCGGACGGGGAGAAGAUCAUGAUCAGGGAGGAGUUUGAGUCUAGCCUGGUGGAGGCUGGGCUGGAGAUUGAACGGGACAGAGAGCACAAGGCCCACGGACUGAGUUUCCUGCGCCUGCAUGCUCCCUGGCCCGUCCUCUGCAGAGAAGCCGAGUUCCUGAAGAUCAAAGUGCCCACAAAGAAGAGUUACGAGCUGAAGGAGGAGAAGGGGUUCUCGGGCACCAUGAGCGCAGUAUGGCGGAAACUCAACCAGCCCUUCCAGCCCAAAGUGCCACACCUCCACAACCAGAGCCGCACCAAGUUCCUGUCCCACUCCUUCUCCCGAGACAAGCUGCACCUGUACAAUAUCAAAAACAGGGACACGUUCUUUGACAACACAACACGAAGUCGAAUAGUGUACGAGAUACUGAGGCGCACCGCCUGCACGCGGACCUGCCAAACCAUGGGUAUAAGCACUUUGAUCGCCAAAGGCGUCUAUGACUCUGCCUUCCCUCUACAUGAUGGUGACUUUAAGAGCACUGGUGAGGCAGAGGCAGAGAAAAAUGACAGACAGCUCCUGCAUGAUGAAUGGGCUCGAUAUGGAGCCUUUUACAAGUACCAGCCUGUCGAUCUCAUCAGGAAGUAUUUUGGGGAGAAGAUUGGCCUGUACUUUGCCUGGCUGGGUGUCUAUACUCAGCUGCUCAUCCCAGCCUCUGUGGUGGGUGUCAUUGUCUUCUUCUACGGAUGCGCCACUGUGGACAGCAACGUGCCCAGCAUGGAGAUGUGUGACGAGCGGCAGAACUUCACCAUGUGUCCGCUGUGUGACGGAGCGUGCGACUAUUGGCACCUCAGCACGGCAUGUGGCACCGCCCGGGCCAGCCACCUCUUCGACAACCCUGCCACCGUCUUCUUCGCCAUCUUCAUGUCCCUCUGGGCUGCCAUGUUCCUGGAGCACUGGAAGCGCAGGCAGAUCAGCCUGAACUACAGCUGGGACCUCACCGGGAUGGAAGAAGAGGAGGAGCAUCCACGACCCAAAUAUGAAACCCUCCUCCUUCAGAAGAGACAGAGGAAGAGGAGAGCAAAAAAGAAGAGCAAAUCAGAGCCAGGAAAUGAGAAGCUGACAUGGAAAGACCGGAUGCCUGGAUACAUAAUCAACAUCUCCUCCAUCUUAUUCAUGUUUGGCCUGACGUUCUCAGCUGUGUUUGGCGUCAUCAUCUACCGGAUCACCACCUCAGCCCUGCUGGCCAUGAGUCCCGACCCAGAGCUCAAGCACAACGUGCGCGUGACCGUCACUGCGACCGCCGUCAUCAUCAACCUGGUGGUCAUCCUGAUCCUGGACGAGAUCUACGGCAACGUGGCGGUGUGGCUGACCGAGCUCGAGAUCCCCAAAACGGAGUCAGAUUUUGAGGAGCGUCUGAUCCUGAAGGCUUUUCUCCUGAAGUUCAUGAACGCAUAUGCACCAAUCUUCUAUGUGGCCUUUUUCAAGGGAAGGUUUGCCGGCCGACCGGGGGACUAUGUCUAUGUCUUUAAUGACUACCGUAUGGAGGAGUGUGCUCCUGGAGGCUGUCUGAUUGAGCUCUGCAUUCAGCUCAGCAUCAUCAUGUUGGGGAAGCAGCUGAUUCAGAACAACAUCUUUGAGAUAGGCAUCCCGAAGCUGAAGAAGCUGUAUCGGUCCCUGAAGGAUAAAGACUCCGCCCCAGAGGAGACAGAUGAACAGGCCCAGCGCUGGCACCUGGACUAUAGGCUGGAGCCCUUCCAGGGCCUCACCCCUGAGUACAUGGAGAUGAUUAUUCAGUUCGGGUUUGUGUCCCUCUUUGUGGCCUCGUUCCCCCUGGCUCCGCUCUUUGCUCUGUUGAACAACGUCAUUGAGAUCCGCCUUGACGCCAAGAAAUUCAUCACUGAGUUGCGGCGACCAGAUGCUGUCCGAGCCAAAGACAUUGGGAUCUGGUACAAUAUUCUUAGCGGGAUGGGCAAGUUCUCCGUCAUCAUCAAUGCCUUUGUGAUCUCCUUCACCUCAGACUUCAUCCCUCGCCUCGUCUACCUCUACAUGUACAGCGAAACGGGCACCAUGCACGGCUUCAUCGACCACACCCUCUCCUACUUCAACGUCAGCAACUUCAAGCCAGGCACCGCCCCCGACUUCUCCCAGGCGGACAAGGAGGUUCUCGUGUGCAGGUACAAAGACUACAGAGAGCCGCCCUGGUCCCAGCAAGCCUACCAGUUCUCCAAGCAGUACUGGGCCGUCCUGGCAGCUCGACUCGGUUUCGUCAUCCUGUUCCAGAACCUGGUGAUGUUCCUGAGCAUGCUGGUGGACUGGCUGAUCCCGGACGUGCCCAAAGACAUCAGCGAGCAGCUGAAGAGAGAGAAGACCAUGCUGGUGGACGUCUUCCUGCGUGAGGAGAAGGAGAAGCUCCAGCUCAUCCAGAACCUGUUCCUCAAAGACCCGACGGACCAGAGCCGGGCGCCGAGCCAGGGCCCGGCUCAGCCUCUGCAGCAGCAACCCGGGGACACUGCGCCUCGACCCCGCUGCCGCGCCGCCAGCUUCAGCCAGUUCAGCCGGCAGCCGUCGCCCGUGCAGCCAGUGAAGCACACGGAGGUGUGAGCCAGGAGUGCAGCCACACCCGGCGGGGCUGUGUGAGGGACACGUGUUCUGGAGGCCCGGGUAGGCCCGUUGGACUGGGUCGGGGCGCCGUGAGGUCCAGUGUUUUGUUCAUGUCACGCUGUGUAUGUGCGAGUUUAUGUACAGAGCCACACGGUCAGGUCUUCUAAUGUUCUUUUUUUUCCCCUUCCUUUUCCUCCAUGUCUUCUGCUGAGUCAUUUUAAGUCUGGCUGCAACAGGACGUGUUGCACAAAUCCUUCCGCCCUCAUGACAAGAACCUGAAGCAGGGAGCUGAAAGAGGGAGGUGACAGAGUGAGUUAACAGAGGGAACUAACAGAGGGAGGGGCACGGGAGAAAGGGAGGGAUGGAGGAGGUGAGGAUACAUGGCAUCUGACAUCUUAGAGUUAAGGAAUGGAAAUGGGAAAAGGGUUUUGUUGCCCACACUGAAAGAUGUGUUCUACUGACUGGACUGUUCUGUUGUGUACGUUGGACUAAACAAACAGAUGACAGCAUAACUGAGCAAUACUUUCCAUCCUCUCAGGUAACUCCAUCACCUUAGAUUUGUA
Messenger RNA from Megalops cyprinoides (Indo-Pacific tarpon), 3639 nucleotides. RefSeq names its product anoctamin-2-like. The transcript is spliced from 24 exons. Gene Ontology annotation, cellular component: plasma membrane. NCBI's taxonomy places the organism in Eukaryota, Metazoa, Chordata, Actinopteri, Elopiformes, Megalopidae. The coding region runs from base 209 to 3076 and encodes 955 amino acids. Gene Ontology annotation, biological process: chloride transmembrane transport. The record is from RefSeq and is a predicted model, not a curated record. Gene Ontology annotation, molecular function: chloride channel activity; protein dimerization activity.